This is a messenger RNA of Polistes dominula (European paper wasp), 815 nucleotides long. RefSeq lists its product as uncharacterized. The record is from RefSeq and is a predicted model, not a curated record. Lineage: Eukaryota; Metazoa; Arthropoda; Insecta; Hymenoptera; Vespidae.
UCAUAAAACUAGCAACUUAUCAGUUAGCAUAAGUUUGUCUUUUCUAAGGGAACUUACGAGUCCUACGCUAAUUUAUUUUUAUUUUAUUCAUUAGAUUAUUCAAAAAUAUUACGCUAUGACGCUGAUAAGAACACUCGUGAUUAUCUCUUUUAGCAUAUUAACGGCUACAGAGGCAUUCAAUUUUACUAUUACAAGAAUCCUAGACGAGAAAAUAUUAUUAAACAAUAACUCAAUAUUUGACUUUCAAAUAGCCGGUGAUUUUAAUUAUAACAAGGUCUAUAUGAUAAUAAAAAAACCCAUUACGGAAAAAGAUGAUAUUCUCAUUGAUGUAAUGGCGGAAAGAUUCGACGGUUUGAAAUUUCGGUUGGCCGAAAAUCCAAUUAAUCUUUGUAAAUUUCUUGCUGAAGAACAAUCUAUCAAUUUCGAACCACAUAUCCGACAAUUUCAUUUUUCGAGAGUAUUCAAUUUCGAAGGUCAACUUUGUCCGAUACUACCGGGUAGAAGAAAGAUACUACCGUAUAUGUUCCCGAAGAAUAUAACUCUUUUCAAUGACUUAGGUUGCGGGGAUUUUGUUUAUAAUAUUAACAUAAUCACUAGUAGUCCAAACAAUCCUGGCGAGCACAAAUAUUUGAUUUCUAGUCGAACGACUGUCAAUAUAGAGGGUAAAACUUGUUCAAACACUCUUAUAUAACAUUAUUUGUAAACAAAUUUUAUUUUAUUGUAUAAUUUUAAAUUCGAGAUUGUACAAUAUGUUAAUUGUAACGAUCCUUGUAGAACUUAUUAAACAUUGAUAAUAAAUGUAUACAUAAUAAGAA